ACCCAUCGAACCCGAAGAGCGCUCACAAUCCCCGAUUCCGCAUCUCCACCCCCCCUCUCUCUCUCUCUCCCCUACCCAUCGCCAUGAUCGUACGGAGGUACGCACGGAGAAGCCGCUGCGGCGGCGGCGGGAGCGGCGACGGCGACUUCGUCGACCUCGACCCCGACUCCGGCGACGGCGCCGCCGGAGAAUUCGGCGACCUCCUCCCCAUCUCCCAGUCUCAAGAGAGCUCCCACUCCCACGAUCGGCCGCCGCCCCUCGGCGGCGCCUUCUCCUCCUCCCAGGACUCCUCGCCAUGGUCCCUCGACCCCGAUCUCCUCCUCCCCCUUCCUCCCAUCCCCGACGACCUCCUCCUCCUCCCCUCCUCCUCCUCCGAACCCCAGCAAAACCUAUCCAAGAGGGCGAGGAACCCCUAUGGCGACGACGGGGUCGACGCCCCGCGCUCCGCCUCGGCUUCGGUUUCGGCGUCGACGGCGACGCUGAUGGAGGCGCAGGAGUUCGGGGAGAUGAUGGAGCACGUGGACGAGGUCAAUUUCGCGCUCGACGGGCUCCGGCCGGGGCUUCCCACGCGGAUCCGGCAGGCGAGCCUGCUCUCCUUGAUGUCCAUCUGCGGCACGCCGCAGCAGCGGCGGCUCCUCCGCGCUCAGGGGAUGGCUAAGAGAAUAAUCGAUGCUAUUUUGGGUCUCAAGUUUGAUGAUAACCCAAGCACUGUUGCUGCAGCUGCAGUCUUCUAUGCUUUGGCAAGUGAUGUUGAGGAUGAUCAUUUACUGGAUUCACCAUCAUGUAUCCGUUUCCUUCUUAAGUUAUUAAACCCAUCUACAGAUAGUAUUGUUGAGGACAAGGCACCAACAAUUGGCUGCAGGCUUCUGGGAAUACGUAUGGCUCCAAUACCUAGUGGCACAAAUAAAGGAACUGAUUCUACUUCUAGACAAAUCUUUUCUAAAGUUCAGAAAAUUCUACAAAGUAGCAAAGAGAUAAAACUGUUGGAAGGAAAUGAUGACGGAACAGGGAGACUAGAAUUGAGCCCAAGGUGGAUAGCUUUAUUAACUAUGGAGAAAGCAUGCUUAUCUGCUGUAUCAUUUGAAGACACAUGUGACAUUGUGGGAAGGGUUGGAGGCAACUUCAAGGAAAGAUUGCGAGAACUUGGCGGUCUUGAUGUUAUCUUUAAUGUCUUAGUCAGUUGCUAUACUGCACUGGAGGGAUUGGUAAAAGAUAUCAGCCCUUCAAUUUCAGUAUUAAAAGAGGGAGUAUCUAUGCAAAGUGUGAUUCUUCUUUUGAAAUGCUUGAAGAUCAUGGAGAAUGCAACAUUCUUAAGCAAUAAUAAUCAGAAUCACUUACUGAGAAUGAAUACAAAAUUGGAAUCUAAUGGAUUACCGCAAUCUUUUGUUGGAGUCGUUCUCAGUACAAUCAAACUCUUAUCAGUUCUUGCAGACUCUUCCAACGUCUUCAGAAAUGGUGAGCCAGAAUCUUCUGAAAUUCAAUUAAAAAGAAAUAGAACAGAUAAAGAGCUUGGGCCUUCAUCUAUUGAUUAUGGUGGAUGCUAUAAUAUUGAUAGAGACUCCAUGAAAAAGAGCUCUUCACUUAGUCAUAAACGAAAAAAGUUGUUGGAUUCCCCAUCAGGAUUGGCAAUCAACGAUUCAGAAAUGACAGUUUAUUCUGGGAGUGAUAUUUCUUCUGGGAAAAAGAAUUUUGAUUGCACAUCAUCCAUUUCAUGCAAUGGCACUCUUAGUGGUCUGUUUCGAGACAGCUAUACAAAUGGUAAUGGUCUAAAGGCUAAAAUAAAUGCUAAUGGUGCAAAGGUUAAUGCUAUAAGAAGUGGAUGGAUUUCAAUAAAAGCUCGUGGUGUUGAAAAGAGUUCUAGUAGCUUGACUAAAAAACCCCGCAUGUCUGAAGACGUCAAGGAUGACUUCGAAAUAGACUCUUUUGACCCGUUUGCAUUUGAUGAGGGCGACACGGAACCCUCUAAGUGGGAGUUGCUAGCAAUGAAAAAUGAACCAACUCGCAGACAACGAAGAACGGUUGCAAAAAGAGAACUGGCUGAUGUAUGUGAGCUGCCAAUCGCAGUUGUAGAUCGUUCGUCAAGUCAAUUAACCAAUGAAGAGAAUCAUCUGUCAGGUGAACCUUCGUGUCCAUCUGGAAACGAAGAUACGAACCUUUUGGAGGACUGCCUUCUGACCUCAGUAAAGGUUCUUAUGAACUUAACGAAUGACAACCCUGUAGGCUGUCAGCAGAUUGCAGCUUGUGGCGGACUUGACACCAUGGUCUCCUUAAUUGUGCAACAUAUCCCAUCAUUUGACUUGUGCUUCCCCGAGAACUGUCAAUUUAAGGAAACUAUCAGUGCUUGUCAAAGUGAAUCUUCCAGCCAAAAUAUUAAAACCAGCCAUGUAAACAACAGACAUUUAAGUGACCAUGAAUUAGAUUUUCUUGUUGCUAUCCUGGGGUUGCUUGUGAACCUGGUGGAGAAGGAUAGUCAAAACAGAUUGCGCCUUGCAUCAGCCUGUGUUUCAGUGGAUCGACCUGGUCAGUUGGACUGCAAAGGGAUUACGAGGGAUGUGAUACCGUUGCUGUGCUCCAUAUUUUUGGCCAAUCAAGGUGCUCGAGAGGUUGCUGGAGAGGACAAAGAUACACUUUGUGAAGAUGAAGAUUACCUGUUGCAAGGAGAGCGAGAAGCUGAGAUGAUGAUUAUCGAGGCUUAUGCUGCUUUACUUCUUGCAUUUCUUUCAACAGAAAGUGUGAAGGUCCGUGAAGCCAUUGCCAGCUGCUUACCCAAUAACAACUUGCAAGUUCUUGUUCCUGUAUUGGAGAGAUUUGUGGCAUUUCAUCUGACUUUGAACAUGAUAUCACCAGAAACACACUCAGCUGUCAAAAAGGUAAUUGAAUCUUGUAAAGAACCUUGAAGAGUGAAGAGAUCCUGUACAGUUUUUUGAUCUCUGUCUCUGUUUUUCUCUCUCUCUCUCUCCCCAUCUCCUGCGCAUAUGAUGGAUAUGUCUCGAGUUUGAUGCUGCGAAAAGGAUUGGCUUUGCAGGCUCUCGCUGCUCAUAGAUGUUUCGCCUCUAUUACUUGCAUUGCCUCGGUGGCUAAUUACCGUGUGUUUUAUCUUGUCUUUUUCUUUUUUUUCUCCCCCUUUUCUUUUAUAUUAGCCUCUUCAGUUUUGUUCUUUUUUACAUUAUUUCUAUCUCUGGUCCAUCCAUCCCCACAGGUAGGCCAUCUAAUGUAGAAUAAUAUAAUAAUGUAGGAUAGUGCAGUGGAUUGUUUUCGUCUCUGUGCUGUAGUAUAUAGUAUAGUAUAGUAUACUAUGUUGGAGUUAAUAGUAUUUGUUGUACUAUGGGUUCUCUACCACAUUUACUGCAAUAUUGCUGAUGUCAAAAUCAAGAUAUUCGGAAGAUCAAUACAAAGCUGAGAAAUCUGUAUCCUUCUUUUUUGCUUUUCGCUUAUCAAUGUUGUAUGUGAGAACAAGCACUCUUUCUUUCUGGUAGUAAAGUAACUCUCUCAUAACGUUUAUGCUUA
Molecule: messenger RNA, 3507 nt
Organism: Ananas comosus (pineapple)
Lineage: Eukaryota; Viridiplantae; Streptophyta; Magnoliopsida; Poales; Bromeliaceae
Exons: 13
Coding region: 84-2897 (937 amino acids)
Biological process (GO): regulation of chromosome condensation
Source: RefSeq, a predicted model, not a curated record